Saccostrea cuccullata (small rock oyster) is the source of this 632-nucleotide messenger RNA. Its product is annotated as mitochondrial pyruvate carrier 2-like. NCBI's taxonomy places the organism in Eukaryota, Metazoa, Mollusca, Bivalvia, Ostreida, Ostreidae. The record is from RefSeq and is a predicted model, not a curated record. The transcript has 5 exons. Gene Ontology annotation, cellular component: mitochondrial inner membrane. Gene Ontology annotation, biological process: pyruvate import into mitochondria. The coding region runs from base 56 to 418 and encodes 120 amino acids.
GUCCCCAAACUUUACGGGCAUGUAGAAUCUCUCAGUAAGCAAACAUCGGGAAGAUAUGUCUAGAGCAUAUCAAUUCAUCAUAAGGUCUGUAGACAAAUUCGUUCCAUCCAAAUUUCGUCCUUUGUGGAAUCAUGAAGCAGGUCCUAAAACUAUAUUCUUCUGGGCUCCACUCAUGAAAUGGGUUUUGGUGGGGGCAGGAAUCGGGGAUCUCCUGAGACCAGCUUCUAACAUCAGUCUUUUCCAGUCCACCUCCAUGUUAUCAGGUUAUAUUUGGACCAGAUGGUGUUUCAUUAUUCAACCAAAGAAUCUGAAUCUUGCUCUCAUAAACUUUUUAGUUGGUAUUAACGGAACAGUUCAGUGUUUUAGGGUUUAUCGAUACAGGAAAUCAGUUGGAAAACCAAUGUCAUUUUGGGAUUAGAACAGAUCUAUGCAGGGAAAAAUACGACAUGCAAUUCGAAGUUUCUGUCAGGAUGGAAAACAGGCAUAUACCAGUUUACUGCAGGACUUUCCUUCACAUGUGUUGUUUUAUACCUUCCACAUGCAAUAAACAAAUAUUAAGUUCGUGCCACAGGCCUUCAAAUCACUUAUAUAUCUGACUGACUUGUACAACUAUUUUUGAACAUGUGCAGAUC